Messenger RNA from Actinia tenebrosa (Australian red waratah sea anemone), 3756 nucleotides. RefSeq names its product patched domain-containing protein 3. NCBI's taxonomy places the organism in Eukaryota, Metazoa, Cnidaria, Anthozoa, Actiniaria, Actiniidae. Gene Ontology annotation, cellular component: membrane. The record is from RefSeq and is a predicted model, not a curated record.
GGGUUGAUGCAAACACAACGCUGGACAAAGUGAAAACAUAGCCGGUUCUCAAACAGAAGAAUCGAUCUGAUAUAGGCCAGGAAAACCGCUUAAGAGGCGUCGGAUCACUAUUUACAGAAGACUAAAAAGGUUUUUUAGCCAACACGUAAUUUCUUAGAAAAUUAUUGGUGAUGUAGAGAAUAUAAUGAAUAGUGAAAAGACCUGACAUUAACACCGCGCCAAUGGCAGAAGAAACAAGUUCAAGCAGAAAAAGCCCCAAGAAGAAGUGUCCACACUCGCCACACUCGUUAUGGGUGACCUUCAGUACCAUGUACAUCAACCUGAUAUCAAGGUGUUUUGGUGUGCUUGGAACAGUCAUUUCUCGCCAUCCAUGCUUCACUCUUGCUAUUUGCUGUGCUUUUGUUGGCUUUUGUUCAGUAGGUUUUGCCUGGAUGAAGACAGAAAAUAGAGCUGAAAAGCUGUUCAUCCCUCAAGACAGUCGCGCCAUUAAAGACAUUGACAAAGCCAAGAUAAACUUUCCCAUGGAAAGUAGGAUAGAAACUGUUAUAUUUGAACCCAAAGAAGCUAGUGAAUAUGUGCUGAGCAAAGCUUGUCUCCUUGACGUACUAGCUGUACAUGAUGAAAUCAUUAACACCAAACCUUAUCAAGAACUAUGCCUUUCUCAACCAUCCACCAACAACUCUCCUUCAUUCUGUCUGUUCUUGAAUCCUUUAGACAUACUGCAGUUCAACCAGUCGCUUUUCUCAAAUGCUACACGGAAGUUUGAAGAAGCAUUCAGAAAUAAAGGGUUAAUGAUGCGUAAUGGACGUCCAUUUUGGUACAACAUAAGAAUGAUGUUUGGUGGGCUGGACAUUGAUAGUGUGUCUGGAGAAAUAUCCAAGGUUGAUGCUCUACAAUUGCUGUAUUUUAUGAAAAACAGUGAUAAGGAAGACAAAAAGAUUAUGGAUUGGGAAAAGAAUGUGGUUGAGAAAAUAGAAAAGUUGAAAGAUAGUCUAUCAUGUAUGAAGGUAUACAUCAAUGUGCAAAGAAGCCUAGAUGAUGCCAUACAAGAAAGCACUGGGACAGACAUUGCUUUUAUCUCGGUGACCUAUACUCUGAUGAUCUCGUUCGCUUGUAUCAUGCUGGGAAAGUUCAGAAACCCUUUGACAGGACACUCACUUCUUGCUAACAUCGGGAUCUUUGCGGUUUUUCUCGGGAUUCUCGCGGGAUUCGGGUUUACGAUGUUUGUUCGAACACCUUUUAUUAGUAUAGUUGGAGCUUUACCGUUUUUGAUUGUUGGUAUUGGAAUCGAUGAUAUGUUUAUUAUCAUAGAUGAACUGGAUCGCGUUGGACCACAACUAAGUGUAACUGAUACUGUUAAGGUUGUGAUGRCGAACUCUGGAGCAACCAUCACCAUGACAACUAUGACAGACYUCGUGGCUUUUGCUGUAAGCACGUGGUCUGAACUGCCAGCAAUACAAUAUUUCUGUCUGUACGCUGCCAUGGCGAUAUUCUUUGCAUAUUUAAUGAUAAUUACGUUCUUUGUUGCCAUGAUGACGUUUGACRUUCGUAGAGURAAAGCAGGACGUCGAGACUGCUUCCCAGUCUGUCGUGUUCCUCYUCCAAAAGAAGGUGCGCCAGCAUGGGACGAGCCUCGUACCCAGACCGCUAAUAAGUUAUUGACUGCAUGGGCUAAAAUACUGAUGAGAAGAGAAGUGAAGUGCAUUGUGGUGCUGAUUUCAUUGGGGCUCUUAGGUAGUGGUAUAUAUGGGGCCUUAAACAUCAGUGAAGAUUUUGAUACCAGAUUGUUGGCUAAAGAUGGCUCGCCGUUCAUAUUAUUCACAAACGCUCAGGACCGAUAUUUCCCGCGUAAGAUAGAAGUCAAUAUCAUACUUGAUGAGCAAGUCAACUACACGAGUCCAGAAACACAGAAAGAUAUUCUACACUUGUCAAAGAUAGCUUCACAGAACUCGUUCUAUGAAAACACAACUAUGUCUUGGAUGGAAACACUUGCUGCAUUCUCAAAGAAGAAAGGUUUGAGUCUAGAAGGAAAACACUUUAUGCCAACAUUGAGAACAUUCCUAAACAUCCCAGCAUUUGCUCAUUUCAGGGAAGAUUUACGAUUAUCUGAAGAUAAAGGAAUAGUCAAAGCGUCUCGUAUUCUUUGCUACAUCAAGAAAUCCUUGAAUUCGAUUGGUCAACGAGAUGCCAUGGUAACGCUGCGAGAAGACCUGGACAACAGGUCACCUCUUCCAGCGUAUCCAAUCUCCAAGGCGUUUAUUUACUUUGAACAGUAUGCCAUAACGUCCAAAGCAACAAUACGUAACUUAGUGAUCGCGUCUGUUGCUAUAUUACUGAUUACCAGCCCUUUCCUGGUAGAUUUUAGUGUGACUAUCUUGGUGUUCUUCGGGUUCGUAGCGUUGGUGUUCGAGCUGUUUGGGUUGAUGUACAUCUGGGGCUUAUCACUACAUGGAGUGUCCAUGAUUAAUCUGAUUAUGGCCAUUGGAUUCGCUGUGGACUAUAGUGCGCAUAUUGCGCAUGCGUAUGUGAUGUCAUCCAAGAGUAGCGCCGAGGAGCGAGUGAUAGACGCCUUGAGGACGUUAGGUGCAAGUGUGCUGAUGGGAGGAACAAGCACGUUUCUUGGGAUGAUCAUGUUGGCCUUCGCCUCGUCAGAAAUCUUCAGAAUCUUCUUCAAGAUGUUUUUUGGUAUAGUGUUUCUCGGUCUUCUUCAUGGCCUUUGCUUUCUUCCUGUCUACCUCACUAUAUUCUGCCGUAGUUCUUUCAUAAGGAAGCAAGAGCUCGACCAUAAGAAACUCAACAAUGAACAGGAGAUGCAGCCGAUGAACAAACGACAUCAAGAAGGUAAUGAUGGCGCAGAAGGCAACCGUACAUCGCGCCAGCCCAAAGAACAAGGACUGGUGUUGAAGAAUGAUGUUGCUGAUUUACAGGAAUGUAAUGGAUACGAGGUGGGAACACGAACGCCUUUGAUUGAUUCUCCUAAAGAUCCUGUUCGAGAAACGGAUUUAUAGUCACAAUAAUGUAGACCAUAGGCUUUAAUAAGUUCUAUGGCCAUGAUGCAUUGUGGUCUAGCAUGGGUACAACAGUACCAUAUAAGGCAUGGAGAACAAAAGGUGUUUGUACCCGGGCUAGACCACAAUGCAUUAUGAUCAUUCUCUAAGCCAUCUCAAAAAAGGCGUGGUUCUACUUUCCCUCCAAAACAAGUUGUCAGUUUCCGUGUGGGAAAUUCCCAACUCAACUAACCGUGGAGGAGAGACUUUAAAAAACAUAGGAAAAUGUAAAUAGCAAGACUUAGGAGUGAUAGGUCAAAGUUUUAAAUGUAUCUAUUAAGUUGGGGCCUAUUUUUCCAUUUUAGCUUCUGAAUACACUGAAUCAAAAUAUGGUGAAUAGCUAUUGUUCUGCACUGUUUCCAUGGGAAAACAAGGCUAGUCAGUCACUUGGUGGUGCAGAACAAUAGUUAUUCAAAUUGGUCACCAUAAUUUGAUUCAGUGUAUGCUCUUGAAAAUAAAAUGUGAAAACACUAUUACCAAGGCGAAGCCAUUCAUUCCUUGUACAGAAAUUGGUGCAGUCAUAAAUUAGGUAAUAAACUUGUGACCCUUUAUGCAAGGUAGUUUUAGACAAUCUCUCAAAGUGUUUUAACUAAAUUAUUAACCCAAGUAAAAAGCUCUUUAAAAACUAGGCUAUAAGACAGAUGAGUGAAAUAGAGGAUAUUACAUGGGCGCUUGGAGAUACGAAAUUUAUCUUUGAGUGUUGAAAAGA